AACUCUCUCCCUCUCUCUCUCUCUCUCUCUCUCUCUCUCUCUCUCUCUCUCUCUCUCCCCACAGAGAGAUAUGGCAAGUGAAGGUGUGUGUGCUGGGCAAGAUGGAGAAGCAGGGCACGUGCAUUGCUAACUCUCAUCCCAUCCAUUGCAUAUACAUAUAUAUACAUACAUAUACAUUCAUAUAUACACACCCAUUGCAGCACAUUCAUUCACCAAAUGCAAGUACACAUAUACACGUUUGGAGCAGUACGUACGGUUGCAUUUCUCUGCAUAUCUACACAUAUCAGGCUCACGCAUAUGCAUUGACAUGAUGAUGACAUUUGAAUCUCUCUCUCUCUAUCGAUCUACACACACAUAUACACACAUAUAUAUAGAUAUAGAAUUGCAUAUAUAUACACAUUUAUAUAUAUGGGACAUUGUUGUGACAAGUGAGAGGGCGAUUUUUGCGUCUGAAAGUCACGGGUGCUUAAGGGCCUACACACUAAUUUGUCCGGUUGUUUGGUGUGUGAUUGAGUUAGUUGUUCAUGUGCCCAUCUUCCCCAUCAUGACCACAUUCACCUUGAUCAUUCACUCCUUAUGUGUGUGUGUAUAUACAUACACACACACGCGCAUAUAUAUAUAUAUAUAUGUAUAGAAAUGUGUAUCUACUUCUAUAUAUAUAUAUAGAGAGAUAUACGUAAAUUAAAUAAGCUUUUACAAACAAAGUACGAACCAUGCAAACGAAGCCUCCUUGCAAAAUUCAUCUCAGCGAAUCCCAAAGAACGCUUAAUUAGCCAAUGCCAAUCAACUCCUCUGUCCACGUGGUCAAGUGCACACGAGUCUAUUCAACGGUAUUACGAAUUUCUCGCCGGAAAAAACAACACCCAAAGGUUCUAUUUCUGGCCGGAAAAGAAAAACUCAUAUUUUCCCGGAAAAUAUUCGAUCAUACAUACACACACAUACGCGAGGAAAUUCCAACCUGAUACUAUGGCUUCUUGUUCGUCUCCUUCGUUUACACUCUCGUCCGUGACGGUGGCGGUGGACAAGGCGACGAACGAGCUUCUCCUCACUCCUGAUUGGACCAUGAUCAUCGCCAUAUGUGAUUCCGUCAAUUCUCACCACUGGCAAGGUAAAGAUGCAAUCAAAGCAGUGAAGAGGAGAUUGCAGCACAAAAACGCCAAAGUUCAAUUACUUGCUUUGACGCUGUUGGAGGCAAUGGUGAAAAACUGCGGGGAGCAUCUGCAUUCUCAAAUUGCUGAGAGACAUCUACUUGGAGAGAUGGUCAAGAUCGUGAGGAAGAAGGGGGACUUUGAAGUAAGGAACAAAAUCUUGAUUUUGUUGGACACUUGGAACGAAGCAUUUGGUGGCGUUGCUUGCAGAUAUCCCCAUUAUAACUGGGCCUACGAGGAGCUAAGGCGCUCUGGGGUUAGAUUCCCAGAACGUUCACAUGAAGCGGCCCUGAUGCUUAGAACCUCAAAUGCUCGACCGAGCUUGGCACAGUCUUCAUCUCGGCACCUUCUAUCAAGCAGUUCUUUGAAAAGGCUUGACGAAACAAUGGCCACCGAAAUUGAGAGCUUAAGCUUGUCGAGCCUCGAAUCAAUGAGAAAUGUGAUGGACCUUCUGAAACAGAUGGUGCAAGCCUUGAACCCUGCAGAUAGCUCAGCCCUAAAGGAUGAACUGAUAGUUGAUUUGGCCGAGCAGUGCCGCUCUAAUCAGAAGAAACUAAUCCAGAUGCUCAUGACCACUGCGGACGAGGAUGUUUUGGCACGAGGGCUUGAGUUGAAUGACUCCAUGCAGGGCGUGUUGGCGAGGCAUGAUUCUAUUGCCUCUGGUGUAUCACUUCCUCCCUCACAGCUACAAGCUGCAAUUUCUAAAGGAAAUUCACAGAUGAGCCCGAAACCGAAGGAUGGUUCCGCUCCUGCUCCUGAGUCUGUCACUUCUUCGUCGAGCAGUGAAAGUGAAUCUGACGAGGAGGAAAUGGAAGAUGACUUUGCACAGUUGGCAAAAAGGCACACUCAAAUAUGCGAAGAAGAAGCACUACUUCUCUUGGGAAAGAACGAUAACAUAACAGCAGGGAAUCAAGAAGCUACACAACCAACAGAAUGCAAAGAUAUAGCUUUAUCCGAUGAAGCAGUUUCCACAUCAAAGAUGAAGGCGGAGCAGGACAUCAUCGACCUUCUGAGCCUAACAUUAACGACCACAGCUAUAAAACCCUCUACCUGCCACCAAAGUACCCAUCAAACAAAAUCUUCCACUGAGCAGAUGCUCCUUAACAGUUAUGUUGUCCCAUGGGCACAACAAUCUCAGUCUCAACCAGAAGAGGUUUUACCAUCUGAAUCGCUACUCCAGCAAAAGGGUCAGCUUAACACCAUAGCUUCUCAAUUUCAGCAGCAAUUCUCUCACCCACGGCCGGAACAGCAGCUCCAGCCGGCAGUGACUCAGUUUCAGACGGAAAUAACGCAACGGCAGGGGGCAUAUGGGUAUCAGCCACCACCAUGGGCAAUGAUGGAUCAAUCAAACACGAUGUGGAGCCAAAGGACGAGGGAGGGGACAUCAUUGCAGCAGCAGCAGAGUUUAGACAGACAAUUGCAGUACUCUAAUUCGCUUCCUGCAAGAGGAAGCGGCAUUGAGUCAUCGGGUAAUGUUGGGAAAGCGGAGACGGGCUUGGCUCAGAAGCCGUACGUUCCUCCGUACAGAUUGUUUGAAGAUCUGAAUGUGUUCUGGAAUGCUGGUGGUGGUCUCAAGAGUAGCAAAUGAGACAUGACAUACAUAGUCCUCAUCGAGAACGUGACCAGGUGAAAAAGUUUGCUUAUUCAUUUAUUUAUGUUCAAAGAAAACCUGUUGAGCUCAGCCUCAGAGUGCUAAAUAAAAUUAUGUUGGACGAGAAAGUAAACCAACGGUUUAGAACAUAAAA
Molecule: messenger RNA, 2893 nt
Organism: Tarenaya hassleriana
Lineage: Eukaryota; Viridiplantae; Streptophyta; Magnoliopsida; Brassicales; Cleomaceae
Product: target of Myb protein 1
Exons: 10
Coding region: 967-2736 (589 amino acids)
Biological process (GO): protein transport to vacuole involved in ubiquitin-dependent protein catabolic process via the multivesicular body sorting pathway
Molecular function (GO): phosphatidylinositol binding; ubiquitin binding
Source: RefSeq, a predicted model, not a curated record